AUGUUCGCAGAUCCACCUAAGGAGAGACCUGAAGGCUCGGUCGAAGACAAAGAGAAGAAUGACCCUACCUACGACGAGUGGACGUCCGCUGGGUCAUGGAAAACACCGCAUUGGGAGAAGCCGUUGCAGCUGAAACCGGAUGGGGAGACGUCGCCGACGGACCUGCAGAGGAGGAAGAACCAGAAGUCACUGAGGAGGCACCGGAAGCAGAAGAAGAAGAAGAAGAAGAAGAAGAAGAAGAAGAAGAAGAAGAAGAAGAAGAAGAAGAAGAAGAAGAAGAAGAAGAAGAAGAAGAAGAAGAAGAAGAAGAAGAAGAAGAAGAAGAAGAAGAAGAAGAAGAAGAAGAAUCAUUGA
Closterium sp. NIES-65 is the source of this 354-nucleotide messenger RNA. Lineage: Eukaryota; Viridiplantae; Streptophyta; Zygnematophyceae; Desmidiales; Closteriaceae. The record is from the annotation of a GenBank genome assembly.